UGGUACUUGCAGUAAACGCUUAGGAAAGCGCGUUGUUAUUGCAGGAUAUGUGUCUCGCAAUGAAACAGCUGUUUACAGUGCAGCAAAGGGAAUAAAUUUCCUGAUACCUUUGGCCAGGAACCAAUUGGCAACGAAAGUGCAGACUGAAGGGAUUUCUGGAGCCAAGCAAGCAGUAACUUCGAGGGAGCGCGUCCUUGGAACAGAUAUUGCCGAGGGGGUAUUUGCUUUGAAUUACUCUUUCUUUUAUCAGCGGCACUGGUUAAAAUUGAGACCAGAAAAUAAUACGACAAGUGAGGCUGGGUACAGUGCAUGCUAUCAAUCGUGCUGCACGUACCUCGCGUUUUUAGAUGGCAAUAUAAUAACCAAUCGGAGCGCUAAAAGGCAACAAAAAGGCGGGCUUACCCUGCUGGCUGGCUACGUCUGUCUGGUUUCUACGGCAACUUCAGGUCGUCUGCGUCGUAAACCGACAGAAGAAUGUCGCAAGUUGAAGGCAUCUGUCAUGUGUUUUUCUUGCUUUGGAAGACGCGUUUAGAGGGGUAGCAUCGUGUCCUCAGCAAGCAUAUCGAAGAGACAUCGACAGCUUUCACUGGGCAGCGCGAAUACAGACAGGUAUGCGUGUCGGUGAUCUUUUUUGGUCACAGGCCACGAUUAUUAGCCGUCGAGCCGUUCAUCAUAAAUAGAGAGAGACCUCAAACAAUGUUUAAGAUGUCUUUUUAUUUGCACCUGGUACAUAAAUGUAUAUGUUGAAACAUAUAUACACACACACACACACACACACACACAUAGCACUACGGUGGACUAGGUUUCAUUUAUUUUGUUGCUGUUUUAAAUCCCAGUGACAGUGUGCAUGUGGUGUUUGUUUAGUAUUUUUGCAGUAGAAGUUAGUCCAGCCACAGUGCCCUUGGUACGAACAUUGUCAUGGCAUGGUGAAGUCAAGAACGGAACAGGCAGUCGCCUCAAGUGAACUGGUCAAACUGCUUUUUAAAUAGCAGGACCGAAACUAACCGCGUUUGCUUAUUGUAUUGAAGCAAUUGAACAUUGUCACAGUGGAGCAUGACCAAUCAUAAUUUUAAAAGAAACAGGCUUUAUGUUCUGUGUAAAUGUUCCGGUUAUAAUAAUGUUAAAGCUUGCUUUAGUUUCUCGCAGUGCAGUGAUGUCAAGGUCACAUGAAUCUGCUUGACGUCUCUGUCUGCUGGGAGUUUGAUUCCCCUGCAUUCAGCGUAGCCAUGGACACCGACCAAACGCGUGUGCGGUAUAGUGUGGAAGUGCACUUUUAAAAGUAAGAGAUGUCAUAAUGAAAACUUCAGAAAACGUUUAUAACGUGAAAAGAAUUACACAUAAAUACUCGUUUUACAUUGGAAUCUACAGAUUAGAAUUUUUAAUAACAUGCAAGCACGUUGUUUUCAACCCCAAUUGCAUACAUUUAGAGAAUGAUGAAUAUCGAAGAGAAUUAACCAUGAAUGAUGCUUUCUUUUGUCACCCUAGGCGCCACUGCGAGAAAUUUAUAUUCAUCUAAAGAAAUCCAUAGAAAUAGCAAUGAGCAGUACUUGUAAAGGUGUAGGUCACAAGAGACCCAGUGUAAGAUUGCACAGCGAGGUUAUGAGCAAGCGGAGGCAUCUGCAACCCAGUAAUGCGAAGAGGGAUUGUGACAAGGAUUCUGGAUUUUCAGAUUCCAGUUCAGGGUAUGUAAGUGCUGUAGAGAACACAGAUUGUGAGGAUGGGCAUAAAGCCUUGUCCCAGAGCAUGGGAUCCAUGCCACAGCCAGCACAAGUGGCUGUGCUAGGAGGUGCUUUCCCUGGACUCUCCCCUGUGAUUGUCAUGAACAAUGUUCUGCUUAAACAGGCUUUCCAGCCUCAGGUUGUGUUUCUGCAGCCUGUUGUCUCAAAUGCCAUCACCCGACAAGAACUGCUCAAGGAGAAGAAACAAAGAUCAGGAAACUACCUGCCUAUCUUGAAAUCUUAUCCCAAAAUAGCCCCGCACCCGGGAGAGAGCUGUACGGAGAAGAGCAAUUCCAGGUCUGCUUGUGAGGACCAGGCAGCAGCAACGAAACACAGGCAUAGCAGGGAAAAAACACGGAGGGGCUGGGAAAACACAGCAAGCACAGCAGCAUGUAGCCAGUCCUCCACUUUGAGCACAGGCUCAAGCAGUCGGCAAAGUCAAGCAGAUUCCCCCAGCAGCUCGUUAGAAAGUGGAUCAGAGCCGGUUCUGAACUCUCAAGAACUGUCCACUGCAUGCCCUCUAGCCCCACCAUGCCCCUCACCUGCACUAAAACCAAAUUGUCCAUCCUCUGCUUUGCCUGCUAGUGAUCAUCUGGAUUCAGAGAGCCAACGGGACGGUUCAGUCGGCAAUCAGUGUGACAAGAAAAGCAAGAGGAAGCGCUUCUGCAACACCUACAACAUCCUCUGUAAGUCAGGGCUGCUGGGUGUUGCGCUGAGGACAAAGGAGUUGAUUAGACAGAAUCGAAAAAUGCAGAGCGAGUUAGAUCGACUCAAAGAACAAACCAACCUUUUUGUUGAAGCAAUCAAAAGCGGUCAUCCCCAGGUCUGGUCCAAGCUCCAACUGAGCAUGUUCGCGAGUGGCACCCCUGCAUGCGUUACCAAAGAAAGCAACGCUGGCAAAACCAAUCAAAGUGAUUUAGCUCUGGACUGAGCGAGAGGGAGCACUCCCUCUGCACUACAUCCUGCAGAUUGCUUAUUGACACUGCGUGUCCUGUUAACCUUCCAUCUGCUUUACAUUUUAUUCUGUGGGGAAAUGCACCUUAAACCAUGAUCUCCGCAUGUGUUAUUGCAAUUGGAAAGUUCUUGCAGCAAUUUUUUAGUGAAAGUACAUCUUUUUGUAGCAGUUAUUAUCUUUUGAGGGAGCUGUCAGAAGAGAAUUAUUAGUUUCUGUGUUUUGUUUUGUUUUAAUGUGCAUUGUGGUACACUGUUUCUUGGUGGGAGGUGGGUUAGCACGAUAGAUCCUUUAAUUUCAAUACUUGUCAGUAUGUCUAAGUCUAUUAAAAAGGGCCACCACUA
This is a messenger RNA of Polyodon spathula (Mississippi paddlefish), 3014 nucleotides long. RefSeq names its product CLOCK-interacting pacemaker-like. NCBI's taxonomy places the organism in Eukaryota, Metazoa, Chordata, Actinopteri, Acipenseriformes, Polyodontidae. Gene Ontology annotation, cellular component: nucleus. The coding region runs from base 1537 to 2649 and encodes 370 amino acids. The transcript is spliced from 3 exons. Gene Ontology annotation, biological process: negative regulation of circadian rhythm; negative regulation of DNA-templated transcription. The record is from RefSeq and is a predicted model, not a curated record.